AGUGUACCGUGGAACUUCUCAAACCUAGGGAAUCUGGCCAAUUGUCUAGGUUUCAGACCAUCCGAAGACACACAAAGUAAGAAAUUAAGCAUUAUGAAUUAAACCUUUAGAGCUGCAUAUUUGCACGUAGCUGAUAAUUUCAGCUAGCGGCUUGGCAACAUAAGCUGGGACCCUCUGAUUGCUCUCUGAAGUCUCGCCUGUGGAGUAAGCACACAUUGCCCGGAACUUAUUUCAGUUGGAACUCCAGAUGGCUGUUCUAGGACUUCCCGGCGCUGCUUAAUCUGAAUGAGUUCUCAGCCUGAAGUUGACUGGAACUAUCAAUUAACAAGUAUUUAUCGAAUACCUGAUCUGUAGUGUUGGACUUAGACCUAUGGAAGGAGCUACUGAUGUGAAUGACAGUGGUAGUCGCUCUUCUAAAACUUUUAAACCAAAGAAGAACAUUCCAGAGGGUUCUCACCAGUAUGAGCUCUUAAAACAUGCAGAAGCCACACUUGGCAGUGGCAACCUUCGGAUGGCUGUCAUGCUUCCUGAGGGGGAAGAUCUAAAUGAGUGGGUUGCAGUUAACACUGUGGAUUUCUUCAAUCAGAUCAACAUGCUUUAUGGAACUAUCACAGACUUCUGUACAGAAGAGAGUUGUCCAGUGAUGUCAGCUGGCCCAAAAUAUGAGUAUCAUUGGGCAGAUGGAACGAACAUAAAGAAACCUAUUAAGUGCUCUGCACCAAAGUAUAUUGAUUACUUGAUGACUUGGGUUCAGGACCAGUUGGAUGAUGAGACAUUAUUUCCAUCAAAAAUUGGUGUCCCGUUCCCAAAGAAUUUCAUGUCUGUGGCAAAAACUAUACUCAAACGCCUCUUUAGGGUUUAUGCUCACAUUUAUCAUCAGCAUUUUGACCCUGUGAUCCAGCUUCAGGAGGAAGCACAUCUAAAUACAUCUUUCAAGCACUUUAUUUUUUUUGUCCAGGAAUUCAACCUUAUUGAUAGAAGAGAACUUGCACCACUCCAAGAACUGAUUGAAAAACUCACCUCAAAAGACAGAUAAAAGGAUGCAGAGCUGUGCAAAUUGUUCCUCAAAUGAAGCAGUGUGGAGUGUAUUGGGGAUUUUGUUAUAUUUUGUUUUUAUCUGGAUUGUUUUUGUCCUAGGUUUGGGGGCGGGGGCUUGUUUGGGUUCCUUUUUCUUUGUUCUGAUUAUGUGAAACCGUAUUCUAUUGCUAGGGGAAGCCAAGAACCAUUCUCUAUAUACUUGAUAAGGGUAAAUUUAUCUUAGUGUUUUUAAACUUGGUUUUGGUUACUUGAGGAGUUUUUUAAUAAUAUUGUGUGCUGCAAGAAAGUGCUUGUCGAUUGAGCUGCCGAUGGAUUGGUUUCUGUGUGGUAUAAAUUGUGGCCCAUUUUUGAAGUCCCCAAAAGACUUAUGUUUUUAAGUGCCUUGGCAGGCUCACUUCUGAGGUGCAAAGCAUAGAUAUAGAACUGAACAGGGCUUGAAACAAUAUUAGGAUUACUACCCAGGGCACUUACUGGUGCAUGUUGUAAAAUAUCUAUGAUAAAAGCCAUAGUUUACCUAAAAUGGUGAUCUCCAGCCUUUACUGCUUUGAAGAAACAGAAUUUGUAAGGGUAUGCAUGUAGAACAUAAAAAAUAUUUGUUAAUUAUUUUUUAUAUUGAUGGUAAUAUAUUAUGUUCAACAAUGCUUAAAGCUCUACAAGCAGGUCUUUUCCCACCUCUUGCUAUCUGUGAUACUGAAACUUGAGGAUGUUGAAAUGUAUUACAUUUUGGCUUCUUUCUACAUGUUAACUGCACUGUAGAUGUAAAAAUUCAGGUUAUAUAUGGGAUUGCCAUUUUCAGAGGUGAUGCUGAACUGUGAGGUUUCCUAGCAAUUGCCAAAUGAGCCGUAAGUCUGCAGAAUUCCCUUCUACUUUGAAGAGGAGGGGAUAGGAACGUAUAUUUGGCUGGGGGCAUGGAGAUGUUAGUAUGUAUGGGGAGUUAGGGAUGGGGAGUCAAGUUCUAGAAAGUUUUGUCUGAAAACCUUUGAAUAGAAUGGCAUGAAGAUUUUAAUCAAUUACUUAUAAACAAAGUCUUAGAGACUUCCUUUUAGGAAUCAACUUCCAUGAGAAGUUAAAAAUAAAUUAUUAAUUUUAGGUACAGACAUUAAACGUGGAAUUUAAGGACUGUUGGGGGAAAUUGAUCACUUCUUAGCAUUUCCAUUCAGUGAAUGGAGCUGAAGUUUGCCUGUCAUUUUAAGAUGAUACCGUACCUUCUUUGGUUAUUAUAGGCCCAGUUUGAAGCAUUCUGACUUCUGGUUUUUCCACCAUGAAAGGAAAUGUUUUUCUUUGCAGCAGUAUUAGAUAAUGAAAAAUGCUAAUUCAGUAGUUAUUAACUUCUAAAUUUUAUUCGCCAUGACUUUCUAGUGAAUUAUUACCAUAAAUAACAAGUUCAGAAACUUAGUUUUUAGAAUAAAUAUUAAUUUUUCCACUUCAGUUUUAUUCUAGAAAAUAUCCUUUUUAGAAAUCCAGUUUUAGUUUUGUCAUUUUUGAUAAAUCUUUCUUCAGUUAGAAAUAUAUAUCCUUCCUUCAGUUGAAACAUACACCUCUUUCACAUCUAGGAAGAAAUGCUUGCUCUGAAAUAGUAUAGAUUAAAAACACUCAGUAGAAAAGAAUCUAAAAUUAAAUCAAUUUGUUUUGCCAUUAAAAUAGAGCAGUGAUACAAUUUAAUGCCAUUACAAUUAUGUUGACUAGAAAUUGCCUUUUUCUCCACUUCAUUUCUAGCAAUUAUUUACCAAGUACCAACAGUAGAAGUAACAGGAAAGCCUGGCAGAGUUAAAUAUCUUGGACAUUUAUUGGUAAAGCUUAUUUAUAAACUGCAGUCAGAGCUAGUUAAUUUCCUUAAAUCUUUUUGUAUUCAGAUAGAUAAUAUGAAUCAUUAUGGGUUGAUUCAGAAAUAAAAUUUGUGAGGUGAUUUUGAAUCUUGUCUAUAUAGGAAAAUGAAGCACAGAAUUACUCAGUCUUCCAUAAUUGUAUUUGACUUCAUAUCAUUCUAGUAAAAAAGGAGUUGCAAUAGCCAAGUAUAGAGAGAAUAGUGAAAAAUUAAUCUUGCCCUUUCAAGCCUUAUACAGUAGUACACUGUACUUGUUUUUAGUAGUAAGACCUACUUUCCCAUUAUAUGUAGAUAGUUUGUUUUCACUGUGCCAGAAUCUCAGGUGCCUGCUUAGAGUAUUUCUUUAAUCACAGUCACUGGGAAGUAAGGAGAUGUAUGUAUGUGUAUAUAUGGUAACAAAGCAUAGCAGUUCUAUAGGGGAGAGGCCUGGCAUUGCAUAUGGUGUUACAUGGCUACAAGUAAGGAAAAAAUCAGAAAGUGAAAGAACUGAUGUAAUAAAAGGUUGAUUUGAUUUGGUUGGUUCCCAUGAAAGUUAGUAAGAUGCCCUUUUAAAUAUAAGGAUCAGUGCUUUGUUCUGCAAUAGAGUUUGCUGAUAAAUGUCUAUUGGAUUCUUUUUGGAUUUCUUUAAUUAAUUUGUAAGUAACCAAGAUAAUUAUUUUCCCCCUUGCUUUCUAUAUUAAUACGUAGCUAUAAAGCAACAGUUGGUUUUCUUAUCCUUUGAUGAAAGCAUCCCAUAAAAUAUAAAGUAGUAAGUUAACAUAGUAUUAUUGUCACACACAAUGUUUUUUUUGGUUAAAUGUUGAUAUGAAGCAAUGUUUUGGAAUUACUUUAAUUGAUGGAGUAGUGGUGGUAGAGAGAAAUUAAUAACAAAAAGAGUGAAAA
Molecule: messenger RNA, 3745 nt
Organism: Pongo pygmaeus (Bornean orangutan)
Lineage: Eukaryota; Metazoa; Chordata; Mammalia; Primates; Hominidae
Gene: MOB1B
Product: MOB kinase activator 1B
Exons: 7
Coding region: 371-1036 (221 amino acids)
Source: RefSeq, a predicted model, not a curated record